This is a messenger RNA of Lodderomyces jiufengensis, 999 nucleotides long. RefSeq names its product 25S rRNA (adenine2142-N1)-methyltransferase. The transcript has a single exon. Gene Ontology annotation, molecular function: rRNA (adenine) methyltransferase activity. Gene Ontology annotation, cellular component: nucleolus. The record is from RefSeq and is a predicted model, not a curated record. The coding region runs from base 1 to 999 and encodes 332 amino acids. NCBI's taxonomy places the organism in Eukaryota, Fungi, Ascomycota, Pichiomycetes, Serinales, Debaryomycetaceae.
AUGGCCAAGAAGAAAGUUAAGAAGAGUCUAAAGUCAAUUACCAAUACCCACAAAGGAAAGCUAUUAGGUCCAAAAUCUUUAAAACCACAGCAGACCAGACAGAUCAUACGACGAUUUCACAUUAUACAAAAAAAUAAAUAUUCAAUAAUAUCAAAGCUUCGAAAAGCCAAUUCAAAUAUAGACAUAAAUGAUUAUGAUUCAAUCAAAAAUAGCAAAGUGUAUCAAAAUGAAUUUAAAAACUUUAAAAUUCCAACGAAAUACAGUGAAAAUGAAAUUUACAAGAUAGAUAAUACCUCAACUGACAAAGAAUUAAUCAAAAUAUUAGCGAGAAUUGAUUCAGAAAUUGAGCAAAGAGGUGGAUUAAAAACUUACCAAUCAGCAUCAACACAAGGUCAAACAAGUAAAAGAGGUGGUGAUUCUUCGAAAAAAUUAAUAGAAUGGUUGAAAACAUCAAAAUAUGAAACAAAGUUAACUCAAGACUUGAAUGCAUUAGAAAUUGGUUGUUUAAGUCCACAUAAUAUUAUAUCCACAAGUAAAAUUUUCAAAUCAAUAACAAGGAUAGAUUUGAAUUCUCAAGAUCCAUUUAUUUUACAACAAGAUUUUAUGGAACGUUCAUUACCAACAAGUGAAGAAGAAAAAUUCAAUUUAAUUUCAUGUUCAUUGGUUUUAAAUUUUGUUCCAUCUCAUGAAAAAAGAGGUGAAAUGUUAAUUAGAAUCACUAAAUAUCUAAAAUCACCAAAAAAUGGUCAAUUAAGUUCAUUGUUUCUAGUUUUACCAUUACCUUGUGUUAAAAAUUCAAGAUAUUUUGAUAAUGAUAAAUUAUUAGAAAUUAUGGGUAAGUUAGGUUUCAAACAAACUUUUUUUUAUGAAGCUAAUAAAGUUGCUUAUUGGUUAUUUGAUUGGAAUGGAAAAGUUUCUAAAAAUAUAACCUUUAAUAAAAAGGAGCUACAUUCAGGUUCAACUAGAAAUAACUUUUGCAUUUCCAUCGAUAAUACAUAA